AUUCAGAUAAAAUAAAGAGAACUGAAACAUGUUUCAAGCCGGAUCUGGAGAUGUUUGCUUUCACUACAGUUAAAUCAGGCCACAUAGUGCAGGGACUUAAUCUCUUUUGGGCUCCACCCUGUUUUCCCUGAGCAGGUCACCAAAUUAGGUUUCCAUAUUUUGGCCAUAAAAAAACAUACCUCAGUUCAAUAAGAGUUCUUAUGUUAAACUGAAUCCUGUCAACAUGCCACCCCCACUAAAGCAGCUGAUGUUAAGUAUGGGAAUGUAUGAUUAUGACAAACAAGUUUUGGCAGUCAGCUGUUGUUUUCCAUUUCUAUGAGCUUAAACACAAACAAAAACAUUCAGAUCUUUUCGGGUCAGUUUCCAGCAAUGUUUUUUUUUUUUUUUCCUCUCUCUCUUUGGAGACACAUAAAAGCAACUGCAAGGUCACCAACUCAAUCUCUGAAAACUUGUCAUAAAAAAGAGCUUUGUGGUAUGCUUUGUUAUGCACUCAUGUAGUGACUGACAGAAAUACAAUAGAGAAACCAUGUGUUGCCUGAAGGAGGGAAUACACCCAUAUUACUACUGGGCAGCUGUGGUGUAGUGACAUCAUUCAGUACUUCCCUCUGCUAUGUUCUCUUAUUCAAAACAGAAGGGCUGGACCCAAUGGUUUCCAACCUGUGGAUCGGGGACUCCAAGGGGUCCGAAGUGUUUCCUCAGCUGAUAGAAACAGGAACUGUCCCUCUAGUCCUACAUGCUUUGGUUGUGUGCCUGUUGUGCCUGUGCCUGCUGUUUUCUGCCGGCAGCAUCCUUAUCUCCCUCUACAACAGCGUCAGUAACCCUUAUGAAACCUACAUGGGGCCUAUUGGCAUCUACACCUCCAGCUCAAUCAGCACAUGUUUGUCUGUUCUGGUCCUCAUCAUAUAUGUGCUGAACGUCAACGUGACCAGCAUGGCAGAGGAUUUGGUGGGGAAGUUCACCGAGGACACUCCAGUGGACCUGAGGAACAAGACUACAGAGAUGAGCGUCGGAUACUACCUGGUCAUCCCUUACACAGUGCUCUCUCUACUCGCCCUCGUCUUAAUCUACAUGUAUGACCAUGCAGCCUACACACAGAGGAAAGAACAGCAGAGGCCUACUGAAGAUGCACCCAAGGAGAUAAUGAUGUAUUAGUGGCAAUGGAGUCAGUUUUCAGUGACUCUGACAAAUUGCUCAUCAAGACUUCCUGGAGUCACUUAGUGCAAUGGGAAAUUAUAGAAAGAGAUUGUAGGUAUGUACUGUAAAAUAUGAAUGUACAGCUUGUUCAAUGUACAGAGAGUGGGAAUAGAUUUGUAGCAUUCAGUGCUGACCUGUACUAAACGCAACAUGUCAGUAGAUGUAUUUAAUGUCAUCACAUCAUGAGCAUCACAUUAUAAUCUCAGUGUUUUCAUCUGAUUUCAU
Molecule: messenger RNA, 1419 nt
Organism: Thunnus maccoyii (southern bluefin tuna)
Lineage: Eukaryota; Metazoa; Chordata; Actinopteri; Scombriformes; Scombridae
Product: clarin-3
Exons: 3
Coding region: 646-1152 (168 amino acids)
Source: RefSeq, a predicted model, not a curated record